AUGUCAGGAAUGGAAUCAGGAAGUGGUAGUAUCAUGUAUCCUGAUGGGACUGCAUUUGUGGUUCAGGAGGCUGCCAAGAUUUGUGGUAGCCAUGUUUUUGGGUCUGUUCAAGGUGGGGAAGAACGGGUUCGACCCCUGCAGCGUGGGUAUGAUGUGCAAUCAAAUGCAUGCGGUGGAUUGACCAGUCCAGUUCUCUUGCAAAUUAUAAUAACUAACUCAUCAAAAUGA
Prunus armeniaca (apricot) is the source of this 228-nucleotide messenger RNA. Lineage: Eukaryota; Viridiplantae; Streptophyta; Magnoliopsida; Rosales; Rosaceae. The record is from the annotation of a GenBank genome assembly.